Molecule: messenger RNA, 1898 nt
Organism: Rattus rattus (black rat)
Lineage: Eukaryota; Metazoa; Chordata; Mammalia; Rodentia; Muridae
Gene: Lamp3
Product: lysosomal associated membrane protein 3
Exons: 6
Coding region: 97-1326 (409 amino acids)
Cellular component (GO): membrane
Source: RefSeq, a predicted model, not a curated record
GUUCCUUGGUGUUCUGUGGAUCUGCUCUGAAAUUGAUUCCAUUCUUACAGUUCAGAAGACCCAAGCACACAACAGCAGUAACUAACCUCACCUGUCAUGCCUGGGCAGACCUCUGCAGUACCUGUACUCCUGUGUCUGGCUGUAAUUUUACAUGGCUAUCAAAUAAGAGAAAAAGAAUUUCUAGAAGCCAGAGGCUAUCUUCAAUAUACUGCAACAACAACAACAGAACAGAUCACAGCAAAACCUCCACUACCACUGACGAACCAAACACCUCAUGCAACUUUAGCACCAAGGUCCAAGGAUGAUUACAUUCAAACGGCCGCCGAAACUUCCACUUUUGAAGACACAGCCCACAUAACAAUGAAAACAGCAAUCCCAGUAACUAUGAAGAGCCUUCUACCCAUCCGCUCAACUAGCUAUACCUUUGUUAGAACCAAUAACUCACACAUGACUGCUUCAUCUACUGAAGAAACCAUUGGCUCUGGCUCAAUUACACAUUCACCAUUUCCUACAACCAGAGCUAGCCUAGCCGCUGUCAACCAUAUAACUGGGAGAAGUACCCAACUUGGUGGUCAGACUACCCUUCCCAAAGCACUUUUCACACCAUCACACAAAAGCACAACCACUCAGAGGCCAACUCUGUCCACUAAUGUCUCAGAACUAACACCUACACACAAGGACAGAUCAACAACUUCAUCUGUUCCCCUAGUUCCCAGGCCUACUCUUGUAACUUGGUCAUCACCUGCCAAGAUUGGAACUUACGAAGUACUAAAUGGAAGCAGGCUCUGUAUAAAAGCAGAGAUGGGAAUAGCACUGAUUGUUCAAGAAAAGGGUUUGGAUUCUGCAACCCAGAGACACUUCAACAUUGACCCCAGUCUAACCCAUGCAUCUGGGAAAUGUGGCUCCCAAAAGUCCAACCUCUUCUUGAAUUUCCAGGGUGGAUCCGUGAAUGUCACAUUUACCAAGGAAGAAAACUUAUAUUAUGUUAGUGAAGUUGGAGCUUAUUUGACCAUCUCAAAUACAGAGAAGACCUACCAAGGAAAGAGUGCUAUGAUGAUGUUUGAGACAGUAGUUGGGCAUUCCUUCAAGUGUGUAAGUGAGCAGAGCAUCCAGCUAUCAGCUCAGCUUCAAAUGGAAACAAUGAAUAUCCAUCUUCAGGCCUUUGAUUUUGAAGGAGACUCCUUUGGAAUUGUGGACGAGUGUUUGUUAGACUACACAGUUGUGCUUCCUGUGGUUGGGAUCAUCGUGGUCGUCCUCUGUGUUGUGGGUCUGGGCAUCUACAAAAUCCGCCAAAGGCGUCAGUCAUCUGCAUACCAGAGAAUCUAAUUUGAAACCAAAGGAAAUGGCAAUAAUGGCGUUUAAAAAGAAUUUCAUCAUUUCCAGAACGUUGGAGGAAUCUCUUCCUCACUACCUUUUUCCAAAACCAAUGAGUGAUUAGUGAUUUAAAUUGAAGCAGCAUAUCGGUUCUGAAUAUUUUUGCUCAUUUCAUGAAAGACUAAGGAAGAUACUGAGCAGUAUUUUCUAGCUUUUGUUGGAAAAAUUUAACUACUCAAAUGAAUAUUUGAGAUACACAGAAUUAAUAUAAUGUUCAAAGUGGUAGAUAUUUACAAAUUAUAAACAAAAUAAUGGAUUUUAAUUAGUCCUACCUUUGUUUGCCUAGAGAAAUUUAUUUUAAUGUCAACAUUUUUAUUUUAAGAAUACUUUGCUGGAUUUUCUUACCAUUUGUGCUUAUUGAGGUAUGAAUGUUUGACAUGGUACUCACCUAUUUAAAUAUUUCUAAUUAUCAAAAUAACCUAACUCACAUUGUUUAGACUUUACAUGAAAAUAAGAUAUUUUUUAUUCAUGACUCAUUUCAGAACUAAUAAAGACCAAGAAAUCGCUUCCUACAGACAACAAAA